AUGGCGGUUGGCAAGAAUAAGCGCGUUAGCAAGGGAAAGAAGGGAGGAAAGAAGAAGGUCAUUGACCCUUUCUCCCGUAAGGAAUGGUACAAUUUGAAGGCCCCUGUCAUGUUCAACGUCCGCAACUUUGGACAGACAUUGGUCACUAAAACUAUCGGAACAAAGCUUGCCACUGAUGGUUUGAAGGGUCGUAUAUUCGAGGUCAGCUUGGCUGAUUUGAACGCUGAUGAGGAUCAGGCCUAUCGUAAAAUCAAAUUGUGCUGUGAGGACGUUCAGGGUAGGAACUGCUUGACCGAUUUCCAUGGUUCAAGCGUUACUCGCGACAAGUUGUGCUCCUUGAUUAGGAAGAACUACUCCCUUAUUGAGGCCUUUGCCGAUGUCAGGACCUUGGAUGGCUACCAUUUGCGUAUGUUCUGCAUUGGCUAUACCAAGAGAAGACCAGGACAACUCAAGUCCACUUGCUAUGUCAGAACUAGCAAGAUCCGUCUCAUCCACAAGAAGAUGGUCUCUGUUAUGACCAAUGAGGCUUCUAGCAGCACACUUAGGGAGCUUGUAAAGAAAAUCAUCCCAGAAUCCAUUGGAAAGGAGAUUGAGAAGGCCUGCAAAUCUAUUUUUCCUCUCCAGAAUGUAUUGAUUAGGAAGAUCAAGGUUCUUAAGAAACCCAAAUUUGACUUGACCAAGUUGAUGGAGGUCCACAGUGACCUUUCUGGCGACAGCGGCCAUGGCAUGCUUAUCAAGGAGUCCGAGAGCGCCACAAACCUUCUAACUGCUGAGAUUUCCUCAAGCUAA
This is a messenger RNA of Theileria equi strain WA, 789 nucleotides long. Its product is annotated as 40S ribosomal protein S3a, putative. The transcript has 3 exons. Gene Ontology annotation, molecular function: structural constituent of ribosome. Gene Ontology annotation, cellular component: cytosol; ribosome. Gene Ontology annotation, biological process: translation. Lineage: Eukaryota; Apicomplexa; Aconoidasida; Piroplasmida; Theileriidae. Bases 1 to 789 code for a protein of 262 amino acids. The record is from RefSeq and is a predicted model, not a curated record.